CUCUGUCUCUGUCUCUGUAUCUCUCUCCUUCUUCCUCCUAUUCUUUUUUCUCUCUCUUAACCGGUGGUGACCCCUUUCUCCUCCUCCGUCAAGGGGUCGCCCAUCUGGCCGUGUCUCUCGAUCGCUGUCUGAAACAAGGGAAAAUUCACAAAAAAAAAUAAAAAAUAAAAAAGAAGAAAAAUAUCAGAAACCCUAAUUCGCUCUAAUCACGUUCAGAACAAACAGAGAAGAAGAAGAGAAGAGAGAGAAGGAGAUGUCGGAGAUGGCAGCGUCUGACCCGGAGGGAAUCGAUGGAGUACGAAUGACAUGGAAUGUGUGGCCGAGAACGAAGGUGGAAGCGAGCAAGUGCGUGAUCCCGAUCGCCGCUGCGAUCACUCCGAUCCGGUCCCACCCCGACAUCCCUCCCCUCCCUUACCUCCCUCUCCGAUGCAAGACCUGCGCCGGCGUCCUCAAUCCCUACUGCCGCGUCGACUUCAACGCCAAAAUCUGGAUCUGUCCCUUUUGCUUCCAGCGCAACCAUUUCCCUCCCCAUUACUCCAUGAUCUCUGAGUCCAAUGUGCCUGCCGAGCUCUACCCUCAAUACACCACCGUCGAGUACACCGUCUCCGGCAACCCCGCCGCGCCUGCAGCCCAGCCACUGCCACCGGUUUUCCUCUUCGUUCUCGACACCAGCGUCAUCGAGGAGGAGAUAGGAUUCGUGAAAUCCGCGCUCAAGCAGGCACUUGGGUUGUUGCCCGAGAACGCCCUCAUUGGGUUCAUUUCGUUCGGGACUCAGGUCCAGGUUCACGAACUUGGGUUCUCGGAUCUUUCCAAGGUUUACAUCUUCCGUGGUAGCAAGGAAAUCUCCAAGGAACAAGUUUUGGAUCAUCUGGGCCUUGGUGCUUCGGCGCACAGGGCUGCCCCUGGGUAUCCGAAGGCCGUUCAGAAUGGAGUGCCCAAUUCCAGCGUAGUUAAUCGAUUUCUGCUUCCCGCUUCAGAAUGCGAAUAUACUCUUGACAUGCUAUUAGAUGAAUUGCAAACGGAUCAAUGGCCGGUUCAACCUGGUAAUAGGGCGUUGCGGUGCACGGGUGUAGCUCUAAGUGUUGCAGCAGGUCUAUUGGGGGCGUGCUCACCUGGCACCGGUGUUCGCAUUAUAGCUCUGGUGGGUGGCCCAUGCACUGAAGGCCCGGGUGCGAUUGUAUCAAAAGAUUUAUCUGAACCAGUGCGUUCUCAUAAAGAUCUUGAUAAAGAUGCAGCACCACAUUUUCAUAAAGCUGUGAACUUUUAUGAAAGUCUUUCCAAGCAGCUUGUUAGCCAGGGCCAUGUUUUAGAUCUGUUUGCUUCUGCACUUGAUCAGGUUGGGAUUGCAGAAAUGAAAGUUGCCAUUGAAAGAACUGGCGGGCUCAUUGUUCUAUCUGAAAGUUUUGGUCAUCCUGUAUUUAGAGACUCAUUUAAACGCAUAUUUGAGGAUGGUGAAGAGGCUCUUGGCCUUUGCUUCAAUGGGACUCUCGAGAUCAAUUGUUCAAAGGAUAUCAAAAUUCAGGGAAUAAUUGGACCAUGCACGUCUAUGGAGAAGAAAGGACCUUGUUGUGCUGAUACUGUCAUUGGUCAAGGGAACACGACAUCUUGGAAGAUGUGUGGCCUUGAUAAGAGGACGUGUUUCACAGUCUUCUUUGACAUUUCACCUAGUGAGCGAUCAAACCCUCCAGGAACUUCAAAUCCACAGUUAUAUUUACAGUUUCUAACAAAUUAUCAGAAUCCUGAAGGACAAACAAGGUUCAGAGUUACAACUGUUACAAGGAAGUGGGUAGAUGGUGCUGUUAAUACAGAGGAAUUUGUUGAUGGAUUUGAUCAAGAGACUGCUGCUGUUGUAAUGGCAAGAUUGACUUCUUUGAAAAUGGAGAUGGAGGAAGAGUUUGAUGCAACGAGAUGGUUGGAUAGAUCCCUCAUCCGUCUAUGUUCCAGAUUUGGUGACUACAGGAAGGAUGAUCCUUCUUCAUUUACAUUGAACACUAGUUUCUCAUUAUUUCCUCAAUUUAUGUUUAAUCUACGGCGGUCACAAUUUGUACAGGUUUUUAACAAUAGUCCAGAUGAGACUGCCUAUUUUCGUAUGUUGUUAAAUCGGGAGAAUAUCCUCAACUCCGUGGUCAUGAUACAGCCGUCAUUGAUUGCAUAUUCAUUCCAUUCACUACCUAAGCCUGCAUUGUUGGAUGUAGCUUCUAUUUCAUCUGAGCAAAUUCUCUUGCUGGAUGCAUAUUUCAGUGUAGUUAUUUUCCAUGGAAUGACAAUAGCUCAGUGGCGAAAUGCUGGUUACCAGAAUCAGCCAGAACAUCGGGCCUUUGCCCAGCUAUUACAGGCUCCUCAUGAUGAUGCCCAAAUGAUAAUCCAGGAUCGAUUCCCUAUCCCACGAUUGGUGGUUUGUGAUCAGCAUGGCUCCCAGGCAAGAUUUUUACUUGCGAAAUUGAACCCAUCAACUACAUACAACUCAGCUCAUGAUAUAGCUCCUGGAUCAGAUGUGAUAUUCACAGACGAUGUAAGCCUCCAAGUGUUCAUUGAGCAUCUUCAGAGGCUAGCUGUGCAGUCUUGAUCGUACAAGAGAUUUUGAGGUGUUGAUACUUCUGUUUUAUUCCAUGAUGUGGCUGAAUUUCAUAUUCAAACCACCCAAUUUGUUUUUCCUUUCUUUCUCUUGUUCUUCAAAUCAGAGGCCAGCCUACAUUUUUGAAAAUAAGGAAUGCAUAUAAUUUUUUUCCUCUUUUUUGGGUUUUGAGAGGUGGCAUUGGCUUUCCUUGGAAGAAUAAGAUCAACACAAAGCAGAUUGUUUUGAAAGGAAGGAGGAUAUGGUGCAAGUUAGAAGUCUUGCUGCCUCAGCAGCAGGACUAGUCAGAUGCGGUUAUCAAAUUGGUUGUUUCUUUCUCUUCUUUUUGUAAGCCAGCAAAUGAGGAAACAUGUUUUAGUGUAUCUGAAUUAAGUUCACACAUGGGGCUUAAGGUCUUAGGUCCAUAAGUUCAAUAUUCUCCCAUUUCUUUCUAGGUUUCUAUUUCUCCCCCUUGCUCCAUUCUCUGUACAUCUAUCUAAUUUUGUCUCUCAUGGCAUUUCAAUUCAAACUGUCCAAGUGGAAAUGCUGCAUUUGAAUACCUCUCUGUCUCACUUGUUGAGAAUGCUAUUCAUUCUUCAUAAAUGUCUUA
Messenger RNA from Nelumbo nucifera (sacred lotus), 3164 nucleotides. Its product is annotated as protein transport protein SEC23 E-like. NCBI's taxonomy places the organism in Eukaryota, Viridiplantae, Streptophyta, Magnoliopsida, Proteales, Nelumbonaceae. Gene Ontology annotation, cellular component: COPII vesicle coat; endoplasmic reticulum exit site. The record is from RefSeq and is a predicted model, not a curated record. Gene Ontology annotation, molecular function: GTPase activator activity; zinc ion binding. Gene Ontology annotation, biological process: endoplasmic reticulum to Golgi vesicle-mediated transport; intracellular protein transport; COPII-coated vesicle budding.